CUCGUUGACACUGUGUAUAAUAGUUGUUGUAGUUAAAUAAACAGGUUGAAAUAUGGAAAAACUUCGUUGCGAGUUUUCGAAAGGAUGACUCACUUCCGGUAGAAGCCAACUGUCGUCUGCUGAACUCGGUGCGCCCGCGCACGUUCGUGCGCAACUUAAAUUUGGCCGCACGACCUUUUCGGUAUCGCAGUUUCUUGUGCCUCGCUUGUUUCGAUUAGUCUGGUACGUCAUAACUGGCCUCAAACCUUACAAAUCUUGUGUGUGGCGUUGAGUUCUAACGAGACGGAUCUCGUACUAACUUGAUCAGUGCGUGCACAGAUCGAGUUGCAAGCAGGUUCUUAAUUAACAGGCCGGAGAGCGUCCACUCGUGAACCAUGAGGGUUGGAUUAUAGCUGAGGUUUUUAACACUAUUAUUUUGUUGACAGAGAAUGCGCACGAUCCUUUGACCUUUGGAUAAUACACUUCACGUCGAAGAUAUCCCGAAGAUGCGCUUAUAUACUUGCGGAUUCAGCGGUAAGGUCGGAAUAAUACAACCUGAAUUCCAGCUGUCGACUCAUUGGGAGUACUUUUGCUUCCAGUCGUCUUCAAAGAAUAAGAAAACGUUCUCAUAUAACGAGGACGCGCGCAUGCACGUAAGCGCGACCUUCAAUGCACAGAAACUUUCGUUGAAGCUGCGGCUCUUCGACUCUUUAACUUACGCACCGCCACUCACCUAACUUCUACGGAAGGUACCACACACAACCUCCGUUUCCCACGGUCAGUGGCAGCCGCAGGAACAUGUUAAGGGAUUUAUCUAUUCUCACUCGUUAACCUUGAGUUAUCCCGUGAGCGCAGGCACAGCGGUGAUUUUCCGAGUUUCGUGCGGCCCACUCGAGUUUCGGCCGCUCUUCAGCUGACUGCCUGUUCUUCGUUGCUCAAUUCGCGAAAGGUGAUACCUCGCCCGCGAGCGCGCACGGACUUUGCUCCACCGACGGUGCGCGAAGUGCGCCCAGCUCAGUCUGGAGCAAUGGGCAAAGAGGAAGCGGUGCCUUGCGCUGUCAUCGGCUGUAAAGCCAGCGACAGAAAAGGCGUUAAGACCCGACAUGUAUUGCCUAAAGAUGACGCCUUGCGUUCUGCUUGGCUGCAGCGCAUUGGCCUACCAUCCACACACACGCGUAAACGUAUACGUGUUUGCGGUAGACACUUCGCACGUGACGCCUACGUGUACGACCAAGAAGUGAUGAAGCACGCGGACGUCGGCUGGUCAUGUACUCGUCUGAAAUCGACUGCCCUACCGACUUUGUUCCUUCCUGGCAGACAGCAUGACAAUCCGCCGCACAGAGGAGGUCAUCGCCAGGUCACUAGUGCAGCUGCAUCUUGUGACACACAGGCUGAAGGUUCACGGGAGCAUGACAAUCCGCCACACGGUGGAGGUCAUCGCCAUGUCACCAGUGCAGCUGCAUCUUGUGACACACAGGCUGAAGGUUCACGGGAGAGUGGCACUGGGACCAGCGAAUUGCAUCCAUCUACAGCUGGCAUAGAGGCUUCCUGUCAAGUACAGAUCUGCAAAUGCAGCUCUCCUACUAUGUGGCGCACUAUUGCAACUCAGGCUGCCAUUAUCACCAAGACUGUUUCUACAGAAACAUCACACAAGGAGACGCUGAAAAAAGAUGCUAGUAAGUGUACAUUGCCAUACAUGAAAAUUUGUGAGCAGUGCAUCCCUGUACUUACUGAAAGUGAGUGUUGUACAGUGUGCUCUGCGAAAAAUUCAUGAGCCAUACCACUCUGUGAAAGCGGAUAAUAAGUGAAGCUGUGCAGCAGAUGGCAUAGAGACGACACAUAAUUGUGAUGAAAGGUACAGAAAGCACAGAACUUUUCAAUUUGGAUGCGCUCCAUGAAAGCGUUUCCACCUCACUUUGCAUGGACCUCAACUGCAGCCCACAGGUUAUUUAUUGAUUUGUUAAUGCACUGAUUUAAUUGCCAAGUAAAUUAUUUCAUUUAUUUAUUGAUUUGUUUGCACACAUAUUUAUGUAUUUACCUUUUCUGCAUUUAUUUACUUGCUUAUUUCUUUAUUUACCUUUUUCUGUUUACUUUCAAGAAUAGAAAUUUCAUAGAUAAGUAUUGCAUGAGCUGAUGAGUAAUUAUUCGGUUAGUGACAUGACAAGCGAAAUGUUUUCUCAUGUGUAGGUGCUUUCUUCUGAGUCUACUGUAUUCUGUUAUCAGUGGCGAAGUAGGGUUUGCCAAAUUUCUGUGGCAUAUACCUGCUAUGUGGCUCUCUGCUCAGUAGGUAAUUGUCGAGUAGGUAACUGCUCAUGGUGCUAUGAAUCACAUAGUUAUAUAGUCACGUUGCUGUGAUGAAGUACGCAUCACACUC
This is a messenger RNA of Rhipicephalus sanguineus (brown dog tick), 2353 nucleotides long. RefSeq lists its product as uncharacterized. The coding region runs from base 1007 to 1753 and encodes 248 amino acids. Lineage: Eukaryota; Metazoa; Arthropoda; Arachnida; Ixodida; Ixodidae. Gene Ontology annotation, molecular function: sequence-specific DNA binding. The record is from RefSeq and is a predicted model, not a curated record. The transcript has 5 exons.